Desarmillaria tabescens is the source of this 1866-nucleotide messenger RNA. RefSeq names its product cytochrome P450. The transcript has 16 exons. Bases 93 to 1766 code for a protein of 557 amino acids. Lineage: Eukaryota; Fungi; Basidiomycota; Agaricomycetes; Agaricales; Physalacriaceae. The record is from RefSeq and is a predicted model, not a curated record. Gene Ontology annotation, molecular function: heme binding; iron ion binding; monooxygenase activity.
GAAAAAAAUCUCAGGAGAAUUUGAUAGGGAUCUCCAACGCCGAUCAUAUGACAAUUCAAUCCUUUCCUAUUAAUACGCGGUCGUAGUGAUGGAUGCAAAGAAACAUCUCCUCCAACAUCACCAUGUCGCCCAUUAGCACUGUUGUGCAAGCAGUGUCUGAGACUGCCUCUGAUUGGGGCUUGACUAUUCGACAUUUGUACUAUUUUAUUGGAGCGCUAGUCGUGUACAAAGUCAUUCAUCAGCUCUUCUUAUACCCAUAUCUCUUGUCCCCUCUUCGUUCUGUCCCUGGACCGCCGACUGGAGAACCUAUUUUUGGACCAGCGGCGAAGCUUUUCGAUAGUGAGCCGGGUAUGGCUGAGCAGGAGUGGAUUAAGAAAUACGGAUCUGUCAUACGAAUCUUGGGACCCAUAGGGAACGAGCGCUUAAUCUUCAUGACUCCAGAGGCCCUCUACCACAUCCUAGUAAAAGGGUGGUUAGAUUAUCCUAGGCCGCAGUAUCUGAGGCAUAUCUUGGGCCUCGUUGCUGGUUAUGGCUUGCUCACUGUCACUGGAAAUGAGCAUCGACAGAUGCGCAAAGCAAUGAACCCAGCCUUCUCAAUCCCGAAUCUCAUGGCGCAAACUGAUAUGUACUACGAUCCAAUCGAAGGCCUCAUCGGUGUUCUUUCAUCUCAACUUCCUGGCCCUGAAGGAGCUGUUCUACCUGUAUAUGAAUGGAUGAGUAAAGUGACGCUCGAUAUCAUCUGCAAGACAGCUUUUGACUACCAUACCGACUCUCUCCAUAACCCGCAUAAUGAGCUAGCUGAGGCAUAUGAAAAGCUGCUUAGCCUACAGUCAGGUCCGAAUAUGAUUCGCUUCAUCUUUGUUGUGUCACUCCCGGGCGGGGCAAAAUUCUUCUCAUCAAAGCUCGCCUAUAAAAUAAGAAAUGUAUUCUCUUAUAUUCGACUCCUUGCACCUCUUACACCUUUAAUCGACUCAACACACCGUAUUCGAGAUAUCUCGAAACAUAUUCUUGACCAGAAAAUGAAAGAGACCUCCGAAUCAGGGAUCACUGCUGAUGAUACACACACGAAGAAAGAUAUUAUGAGCAUCUUGGUGCGCGCGCGGCAAGCUGAUUUAUAUAAGGAUCGGACAGCAUAUGCGAUUAGUGAUGCUGCGAUGAUAGACCAAGUUCUGACAUUCCUCGGAGCCGGUCAUGAGACUACAGCGAGCGGCUUGACUUGGACCCUUUGGCUUUUGGCGAAUGACAAAAAAAGCCAGCAACGCUUGCGCGAUGAAGUAUGUCCAGUCAUGGCAGCUAACCCCAGGCCCGAUUACAAGACGUUGAAAAGUAUGCAAUGGUUGGAUUGUGUCGUGAUGGAAAGUCUGCGUGUGAUGCCUCCCGUUCCGGCGACAGUUAGAACAACCGCUAAAACUGAUUACAUCGAGGGAGUUCUUGUUCCGAAGGGUACUCUGUUGCAUCUCUGCAUUCGAGGCGUGAAUACCUGGCAGACCAUCUGGGGCGAAGACGCCGAAGAGUUCCAUCCAGAACGAUGGCUGAACUUGCCCAAAGCAUACAACCCCGCUUUCUCUCUUCUCUCAUUCAUUGCUGGACCGCAUGGGUGCAUCGGCAAGACCAUGGCGAUCAUCGAGAUGAAGGCUGUUCUAGCGGUAUUGAUAACGAAUUUUGAAUUUGAACCUGCAUAUGAUGGUCAACAGGCCCAGCCUGCUGCUGCGAUUACGAUGAAACCUGCUGAUGGAAUGCCUUUGAGAAUUCGCCGUGUAUCAUGAGGAGAAUAUUUAUUUACUGCUGUCUUUUGUAUGAUACUGUAUCCUUGACGCGUCGAGCCCCUAUCUUGACGACUGCGCCACGUGCAAGCACCGUUUAGUC